Molecule: messenger RNA, 633 nt
Organism: Exophiala bonariae
Lineage: Eukaryota; Fungi; Ascomycota; Eurotiomycetes; Chaetothyriales; Herpotrichiellaceae
Exons: 1
Coding region: 1-633 (210 amino acids)
Source: RefSeq, a predicted model, not a curated record
AUGACAGCCAGAUCAUCUACUCCACGUCUCCAGGAUCCACCAGUUCCUGCCGAAGCUGAUUUUCCCAUGAUGAAUUCAGUCCUCGAACAAGGUGUUCCAUUGGGAGGAACCAUCGUCCCACAGCACAAUGGAAUGCCCCCCUUGGAUGAUCAGAAUGCCACGACUUCAAAGCUGAACGAGUGGGCAAACAAAUAUCGUGGUGCAACCGUCGCCGACUUGGAUCUUCCUCCUGCACUUUCUACCUCACCCGCUACCCCGCUCUCUUCAGCGCUGCUGUCAGCGUCUUCCCAUGAUUAUUCCCACUUAACAGUUGUGUCGGACAACACUCGAUCCCUGCUCGGUUACCUCUCUGUCUCUCAUCUGAAAGAGUUGUUCGAGUCAAGAAAACUCGAUCCUUCAGACCCUGUCUCUAAGGCUAUGGUCAAGUUCCAGCGUGGGGGUGGCAAGCAAUAUCAAGUCAUUACCAUGGAAACAGAGCUGUGGGAGCUUGAGGGAUUUUUUGAGAACCUUGGACCGUUUGCUACUGGUGCCAGUCAAGAUUUUGCUGUGGUCACCGAUGGCGGUCGCAAGUUUGUUCUUGGUGUCGUCACGCGAAGUGAUUUGAACGAGUUCGUGAAGAGAAGACCAGCCUGA